Neoarthrinium moseri is the source of this 2019-nucleotide messenger RNA. RefSeq lists its product as uncharacterized. The transcript has a single exon. Lineage: Eukaryota; Fungi; Ascomycota; Sordariomycetes; Amphisphaeriales; Apiosporaceae. Bases 1 to 2019 code for a protein of 672 amino acids. The record is from RefSeq and is a predicted model, not a curated record.
AUGCUCUGUCGCCAACUGCUGCGCCGAGCCUCGAUACCGCGCCCGCGCCUCGUCCAGAUGGCCGCCCUACACGCCAAGUCCGCGCCCUCACCGGGCGGCGGCGCCUCCAUAAACGACAUCCCCAAGUCCUGGAACUUCACCUCCAAGCUGCCGCCCGACUCGACCUUCCCAACACCCGCCGAUUCGCACAAGACGCCGCGCGACAAGAUCGGCCCGCGACAAGUCCGCGAUGCCCUUUUUACCUGGGUGCGGCCCGAGACUGUCGAGAACCCCGAGCUCCUGGCCGUCUCGCCCGCCGCGCUCCGCGACCUCGGUAUCGAAGCCUCUGAUACCAAGAACCCGGACUUCAUAGCUACGCUAGCAGGGAACAAGAUCCAGGGCUGGGAAGACGGCGCCAGUAGCAAAGAAGUAGACGGUGCGGAUGGAAACAAAUCAGAUGCCGGCUACCCCUGGGCGCAGCUGUAUGGCGGGUUCCAGUUCGGGCAGUGGGCGGGCCAGCUGGGCGACGGACGAGCCAUCAGCUUGUUCGAGACGACGAACCAGGCCGGCGUCCGAUACGAGCUGCAGUUGAAGGGUGCCGGCCUGACGCCGUACUCGCGCUUCGCCGACGGCAAGGCCGUGCUGCGGUCCAGCAUCCGCGAGUUCAUCGUCAGCGAGUACCUGAACGCGCUCGGCAUCCCCAGCACCCGCGCCCUCGGCCUGGUCCUCACCCCCGAGGUCAAGGUGCGGCGCGAGACCAUGGAGCCCGGCGCCAUCGUCAGCCGCUUCGCCCAGAGCUGGCUGCGCAUCGGCAACUUUGACAUCCUGCGCGCCCGCGGCGAGCGGGACAUGAUCCGCAAGCUGGCGACGUACGUGGCAGAGGACGUGCUCGGGGGCUGGGAGGCGCUUCCCGCGCGGCUCGAGGACCCGGACAAGCCCACGAGCUCACCGGAGCCCGGCCGCAGCGUGGCGCGGGACGAAUUGCAGGGCCCGGACGAGAGCGCGGAGAACCGCUUCGCGCGGCUGUACCGCGAGAUCGUGCGGCGCAACGCCCUGACGGUAGCGCGGUGGCAGGCGUACGGGUUCAUGAACGGCGUGCUCAACACGGACAACACGUCGCUGUUCGGGCUGUCGAUCGACUUCGGGCCCUUCGCCUUCAUGGACAACUUUGACCCCGCCUACACGCCCAACCACGACGACUACAUGCUGCGCUACAGCUACCGCAACCAGCCGUCCAUCAUCUGGUGGAACCUGGUGCGGCUGGGCGAGUCGCUGGGCGAGCUGCUCGGGGCCGGCGCCCGCGUCGACGACCCCAAGUUCGUCGAGGACGGCGUCCAGGAGGCCGAGGCCGACGGCAUCAUCGCCCGCGCCGAGAAGGUCAUCCUGCAGGCCGGCGAGGAGUACAAGGCCGUGUUCCUGGCCGAGUACAAGCGGCUGAUGGGCGCGCGCCUCGGACUGCGCACCUCGCGCGAGUCCGACUUCGACGACCUGUUCAGCUCGCUGCUCGACACCAUGGAGGCGCUCGAGCUCGACUUCAACCUCUUCUUCCGCCGGCUCGGCGGCCUUCGCACUGCCCACCUCGACACCCAGGAGGCCCGCGAGGUCAAGGCCGGGCUGUUCUUCCCCAAGAACGACGGCACCAACGCCGGCGCCCCGACGCCGCGGGAGGACGAGGAGGCGCGCAAGCGCGUGGGCGAGUGGCUCGGCAAGUGGCGGACGCGGGUCGUCGAGGACUGGGGCGAGGCGGAGGCAGCGGACGAGGAGCGCCGCGCGGCCAUGCGCGCCGUCAACCCGAGCUUCGUGCCGCGCGGCUGGGUCCUGGACGAGAUCAUCCGGCGCGUCGAGAAGGACGGCGAGCGCGAGGUGCUGGGCCGCGCCAUGCGCAUGGCGCUGCACCCGUUCGAGGACGGGUGGGACGGGCGGACAAUCGCCGGCGAGGAGGGCGGCGAGCCCUGGAAGGGUGACAAGGAGGAGGAGGCUCGCUGGGUCGCUGAGGUGCCCAGGUUCCAGAGGGCCAUGCAGUGCAGCUGCAGCUCGUGA